Molecule: messenger RNA, 3948 nt
Organism: Varanus komodoensis (Komodo dragon)
Lineage: Eukaryota; Metazoa; Chordata; Lepidosauria; Squamata; Varanidae
Gene: TYW3
Product: tRNA-yW synthesizing protein 3 homolog
Exons: 6
Coding region: 73-849 (258 amino acids)
Biological process (GO): tRNA methylation
Cellular component (GO): cytoplasm
Molecular function (GO): tRNA methyltransferase activity
Source: RefSeq, a predicted model, not a curated record
GUCGGGUUAAGGGACGCCAUUUCUUCCGUGUGGGAUCUAUGGGGCGUGGGAGACGGAGAAAAGCCGCCUCCGAUGGCCGAUUUCAAGCGCUGGAAAGAGCAACGGCUGUUGCGCGCGGAUGGGAGCCGGAAGGGCAGCGUGGACGAGCCCAUCGAGGGGAUUGUGAGGCUUCUCAAUGAACACGAUAGUUUCUGCACUACCAGCUCGUGCUCGGGCCGCAUGGUAGUCAUGGAACAGCCGUCUCUGCCUCCCCCCGCCGAGGCUACCACUGGCUUUGAGAUACAAAAGCAAAAUUGUACCUGGCUUAUGGUGACUCAUCAAACCUGUGCAAUAGAAGAUGUGCUUACAGCCUUGAAGAGAGCAACAGAUGAUGCCAUAUUCAAAUUUGAACCAUUUGUUCUUCAUGUGCAGUGUCAAGACUUACAAGAUGCACAACUUCUGCACAUGGUGGCAAUAGAAGCUGGAUUCAGGAACUCUGGUAUAACCGUUGGUCGUAAAGGAAAAAUUAUGAUGGCUGUCCGUAGCACCCAUUGCUUAGAAGUUCCACUAAGCCAGAAAGGAAAAUUGAUGGUCAGUGAAGAAUAUGUGGACUUUGUGAUACAAGUUGCAAAUCAAAAGAUGGACGAAAACAGGAGGAGAAUUGACAGAUUUUACACCUCUCUGCAGUUUGCAUUGGAAAACAGAGACCAUUCUAGUAGUUCACCUUUGAAGGAGAAAGAGAAGAAUAGUUCUGUGGACUCUUACAGAAGAAGAAGGAAUUUGAAAGGAAUGCAAAAAGAUGGCAAAUGUCCUUCUCCAGAGGUAAACAGUGAAGAUGAGAUGGAAAACAAUCUUAACAUUUUUCAAUGAAAUAUGCUGCAAGUAGGAUUAUGUGAAGUAGGUAUAUCCACAUUAUGUUUGUAUAAUGUUUAAUUUUCCACUGCUCUUUGUGAGAGCUUUGCAGUUUGAGUUUUUAAAAGUAGCUGUUCUUAAUACAGUUUACUGUAGGUAUUAAGUUACUAGUAAAGUAAUAAAGUGCCACCAAAUGUGGGCAAACAAGAAAAAUUCCUUGGACUUUUUUUAACAGUGAAGAUUUUCAAUCUGUGACCUUGAAUAAAGAAUAUUUUAACUGUAUGUAAACUUCACCACAAUAAAAUAUAGUUUUGCUCUAUUUGUUUUUCCUGUUUAAAAACACUAUAUUAAAAGUUAAAUGCUGUUCUAAAAACACUAAAUUCACCUCUGCUAUUAAAAAUCCUUCUUUCUUCCUACUUCACUUAGUAGGGAUAAUUGAGACCAUAAGGCCACUUCUGAGAGGAAAAGCUUUUGAAUGUUUGGAAGAAGAAAAUAAGCAUGAAACAAAUCCAUCAUUGAUUAAGCUACUAAAAUAAAUAAUUGUAACAAGUAUUAACCUUUGCCACUGUUAAUAAUCAUUUGGAGACCUUUUGCUCCUUCUUCCUUUAGAAGAGUGAACAUUUUAAAAGAAAUCCAGAACCCUAAAAACAGAUACCCACAUUAUCCAGUGAACACAUCUUUCUUCAGUUCUUAGAGAGAAGAGAUUCUUACUGAAGACUUACAAGUUCCUGAAACUAUCAUGCUCAUUGCUUUAAAAGUUAUACAUGGAUUUGUUUGCCUAUAAUUUUAAUCAACAAAGAGGAAAUGUUUCAUUUCUAGCCUACUAACAGUUGCUGCUUUUUAAGAGUAGAGCCGUAUCCAGAAGUCAUUACAAGAAUAGCCCCACUGGAAUCAGUGAAUCUUAAGGUAGCCUUUUUAAGUCUUGCUCAUUUCUGGAUCCAACCUUUUGUAUGUUGUUUUUAAGGAAUCCUUUUCACUGGCUAAGAUUUCUAGCCAACUUCAGUAAUCAAAGCCAUGAUGUCACCUCUGCAAAAAGUAUGCCUUGUAUUGCAGGAUCCUCUCUGUUUAAGAAGGGAGAUUUAUAAAGUGAUUUGUCUUACUAUUAAUACUUAAGCUAUACUUCCUAGAGCUGUAGAAUACAAAAUGAAUGAGCACUUAAAAGGACAUCAUGCUUUUUCAUAGUGAACUGAAAUGGUAAGUACUUCACUGACAAGAUAGUAUCCAAAAUGGCACUGAAAAAGCAACAGAAGUCUCACUGUGGUUGGGAAACUCCACAUUCUGUAGCAGUACAUUUUUUAAAAAAGAUGGGAGCAACUCCUGAAACAGUUCAAUGAGAAUUGAGUGUGCCCAGAAGCCACAUGAUGUGGAGGGGCCACUACGAAAGGAAAAGGAACAUGGUGUUUGGUUGCAUGGAAAUCUAUACUUUGAGAAAAUGGCGGGCUGGAACAUUGAACUGGAGGAAGGGAAGGAACACCAUAAUAUCUUGUUCCUGUUCAAAUUGUAUAUACAAGUUCUCUAAAAACAAAAUUUAGUGAUGUGACCUGUUGUAGGAGACAAUAUUUAUUUGAAAAUUGAGAUAUACAUAAAUGCAUGAGCAUUUUCUCUGCACUGUGGCUAACACUGACAGCUUGCAAACCCACCUUCUAUAUCAUGGUUGCAAAAUGGAACAUGAUCUUAGCUGUGCUUUGCAUUAACAUUACUUAACUCUUGAUGGCCUAACCAUUUUUUAGGAAGCUAAGUGGCUUUACACCAACACAAGCUAAAGAAAUCUAGACAUUGUCCAAGGUUCUCAGAUAAGGUGUUUUAGAAAUUGAUUUAAGAGCCAGAGUAUAUCUGCAUAUCCCUAAUGUGACUGUUUUUUGAAAAAGGAGUGAGGUAAUAAAGAGUGGAGAGAGAUUGAGAUGCAAUGCAUCAUUACAAAAAGAGUCAUGUUGGAUCCGACAAAGGAUCCAUCUAGUCCAGCACUCAGACAACUAAAUUUCCAUGCAAAGACCACAAGGAGGACAUGGGCAGAACACCAACCUUUCGUUCCUCUACGACUGGCAUGAAGAAGCCUAGUGUCCUUGAUAUGGGAGCUAAUAUAUGGCCAACAUGCCUAGUAGCCACUGAUAGCCUUAUUCUCUAAUUCCCUUUUAAAGCAGCCCAAAUUGGUUGUCAUACUGUGAUAACAAGUUCCACAAUUUAAGUAUACCCAUCUCUCCUUAAUCUCCAUUAAAGAAGUGCUUGCAUCUCUCCUUAAUCUCCCACCAAUCAGCUGCAAGCAUUCUAGUAGUAUGAGUGCUAGCCAAUUUCUCUGUGUCAUGUAUGAUUUUAAACAUCACUGUUAUAUCCUAUCUCCCCUUUCCCUUUUGUCCUAAUUUAAAUAGCCUCAACACCAUUUCCUUUCCUGCUAGAUUUGUUCCAGACCCUUGACCAUUUUGGUUGCCUUUCACUGCAUUUUCAGCACUACAAUAUCUUUUCUGAAGUGCAGUGACCAGAACUGUACACAGCUUUCUAAGAGCAGUUGCACCAUAGUUUUUCGUAAGUGCAGUCUUGGCAUUUUCCCCCUGAACAUGCCUAGCUUAGAAGACCACAGCAAAUGUCAAUAUUUGAUGCCAUAUCCACGUGAAGACCACGCAUUUGUGAAUCCAGUUUUAGACUUUUUAAUAGGUGGACUCUGUGUCAUUACAAAUGCUUGGGUGCCACAGAACUAUGAAAAAUCGCUGCUACAGGUUUGAACAAAUGUAAGUCUAGAAAGACAAACAGUCACAAAUUAGUCUCAAUAUUACAGAUAUACUAUUCAGUAUUAGUCAAACCUAAGUCCUGUUGAUUUUAAUGGAGGUACUUUAAGUAAAGCUAACAUUGGAAUCAACUUGUAAUUCCUAAUAUUUAUCUUGCUAAAUCAGAGCUGGCCUCUUCAGUCAUCAAAGCAUAGUUAGUAUCAGUAAAAUUCAGAUCCUCGAAAGAUGCCUCUCAUAUUACAAACCCUUUUUUUGUACCUAAAUCAUACCCUACUAAGUUGUAACUCCUUCCUUUCCCAUAACUGCAAAUCUCUGUAAAGUUUUGUUUUGUUUUAAACAACCCUGUAUUAUUUAUUGGAACAAACUACAUAAUAAAUGCAAAGCAUGCAGUAUUUGA